UACCCCUGCCCAGCCGGCUACCAGCAUGAACGACGAGAUCGAGGUCCGCGUCCCCGGGAGCCCCAAGCGCUUCCACCUCAACUGCUGGUCCGUGUCGGGUCUGGAGUCCUGCGUGACGGUGCGCGUGGACGAUUCGGUGCGGUAUGCCUUCGAUAUCGGGCAUGCCACGCGCGCCUCCAUCAUGUGCGACCAUGUCUUCGUCACGCACGGCCACAUCGAUCACUGCGGCGCCCUGCCCAAACAUGUCUCGCAGCGGGAACUGCGCAGUCGGCCCCCGUCCACGUACUACUGUCCCCCGGACAUUGAGGAGUCGCUGCUGACCAUCUGCCAGGGAUUCGCCGCCAUGAAUGAGGGGUACAUAAACAAGCCUCUCUCACCCAGCCGCAAAUCCGUGGCGUCCCCCGUGGGCCAGGACAUUCCCUUAUCCCAUGGGCGUGUCGCGCGCCCCUUCCGCACCUACCACCGUGUGGCCAGCCAGGGCUACCUCAUCUACGCCCACACCCGCACCCGCAUCACGGAGUACAUGCACCUGUCCGGACCGGAAAUCGGCGAGUACAUGGCGCAGGGCAUCCAGGUGUGGGAGAACAAACACCUACCGGAAAUCGCCUACACCGGUGACACCACCUUCGACACCUUCCUUGAUCCCGACAACGCUGAUCUCCUGCGCUCCAGUAUUUUGAUAACCGAAGCUACGUACAUUGACGACCGGCAGCCGGCGGAGAAGGCCCGCCAGCGCGGCCACAUCCAUCUGCAGGACAUAGCUAAGAACGCCGAACUAUUCCGCCAUAUUGGCGCGCUGGUGCUGGUGCAUCUGUCGGACCGGUACACCAGCGGCCAGGCGCAGCACUGGGUGCGCCGUCUGCUGCCGCAGUGGUUGCUGAAUAAAACCUGGGUCCCCAUGUUGAUGAAGGAUAUGGAGGGCGGUUAUACGUACUGAAUUACCCGGACCAGUUUGUGUCAUGAUUUCAUUCGAAGGAUUCUUCCACAGUGAUGAUGGCUCAUGGAUAUUUGACGGAAGUACUUGACGUUUUUGUACCACAUUGUUAUUUACAGUGUGAGUAUCUGGGAUGACGGUCCGGUGGUUUUUUUUUUGGACCUUUUAUAUAAAAAAUCCAGAGAUUUUGUUUGCGGUGAAAUGAAGUUAGUGGAAUGGUUGUGACUUCUGUAAAAAAAACUGUGAAUAGAUUUUUGUAGAAUUAAAACUGCCUGAUUCAUUCUGUGAAACUUUUGCCUGUCGCCUUUUCGCAAAGAACUAAUGGCUUGAAAAUGCAGCAGAUUAAACUGGUCUUCAUUGCUGC
Molecule: messenger RNA, 1298 nt
Organism: Paramacrobiotus metropolitanus
Lineage: Eukaryota; Metazoa; Tardigrada; Eutardigrada; Parachela; Macrobiotidae
Exons: 3
Coding region: 26-937 (303 amino acids)
Source: RefSeq, a predicted model, not a curated record